GGCCAUGGCGGCCCGACUGCUCCCCCUCCUCCUCCCCCUCUUCCUGUUCGUCUCCAUGGUGAUGGAGACGCUCAGCUCCCGUCCGGACAGCGGAUGAAGCCGCGCGUCCAGAGAGACAGACGCAACAUCCGGCCGAACAUCCUCAUCCUGACGGACGACCAGGACGUGGAGCUCGGAUCCAUGCAGGCCAUGAACAAAACGCGCCGCAUCAUGGAGGAGGGCGGGACCUUCUUCUCCAACGCCUUCGUGACCACGCCCAUGUGCUGCCCGUCGCGUUCGAGCAUGCUCACUGGGAAGUACGUCCACAACCACAACACCUACACCAACAACGAGAACUGCUCGUCGUUGUCGUGGCAACGCCAGCACGAACCACGCACCUUCGGCGUCUACCUCAACAACACGGGAUACCGAACAGCGUUCUUCGGGAAGUACCUGAACGAGUACAACGGGUCGUACGUUCCUGCGGGAUGGAGGGAGUGGCUGGGCCUGGUGAAGAACAGCCGCUUCUACAACUACACACUGAGCCGCAACGGCGCGGAGAAACACGGCGCGCAGUACCCUCAGGACUACCUGACCGACCUGAUCACAGCCGAGUCCAUCCGCUAUUUCCGCUCCUCGAAGCGGAUCUACCCACACCGGCCGGUCCUGAUGGUUCUGAGCCACGCCGCGCCGCACGGACCCGAAGACUCGGCGCCGCAGUACAGCAACGCCUUCGCCAACGCAUCACAGCACAUUACUCCCAGUUACAACUACGCCCCAAACCCAGACAAGCACUGGAUCAUGCGCUACACGGGCCCCAUGAAGCCCAUCCACAUGGAGUUCACCAACGUGCUGCAGAGGAAGCGGCUGCAGACGCUGCUGUCUGUGGACGACAGCAUGGAGCAGCUCUUCAACAUGCUGGUGGAGACGGCAGAGCUGGAGAACACCUACAUCAUCUACACGUCUGACCAUGGCUACCACAUCGGGCAGUUCGGCCUAGUUAAAGGUAAAUCCAUGCCGUAUGAGUUUGACAUCAGAGUCCCGUUUUACAUCAGAGGACCGAAUGUGGAGCAAGGCGGCAUAAACCCCCACAUGGUCCUGAACAUCGACCUGGCUCCCAUCCUGGACAUCGCAGGCCUGGACACGCCGCCGGACAUGGACGGGAAGUCCAUCCUGUCCCUGUUGGACACGGACAAACCCGCCAACAGGUUCCAGGUGAGCAGGAAGCCGAAGGUGUGGAGAGACUCCUUUCUGGUGGAGAGAGGGUAA
Messenger RNA from Poeciliopsis prolifica (blackstripe livebearer), 1248 nucleotides. RefSeq names its product extracellular sulfatase Sulf-2-like. The record is from RefSeq and is a predicted model, not a curated record. Gene Ontology annotation, molecular function: glycosaminoglycan binding; N-acetylglucosamine-6-sulfatase activity. Gene Ontology annotation, biological process: glycosaminoglycan metabolic process. Gene Ontology annotation, cellular component: plasma membrane; endoplasmic reticulum; cell surface. Lineage: Eukaryota; Metazoa; Chordata; Actinopteri; Cyprinodontiformes; Poeciliidae.